ACUUCCAAUUCCAUCCGCGACCAUUAUUUUACGGUAGAUUAGCUGCAGGUACGACAUUAAAGCCAAGUUUGAGCUACUUUCUUUCCAUUUCUUCACAGCAAAAUGUCUUCGAAGAUCCGUGACGGUGACGAUAACUUCGAAGGGCAGUGUGCGUUGAAGGAGGAGCUGAAUAAAAAGAUUAAGGAGCAGAAGGUUGUUGUCGACGAGCUGUCCAACCUGAAGAAAAACAGGAAAGUCUACAUCCAGCAACGCAAAAGUAACAUCUUCUUUCUGGCAGACAGAAGUCAGAUGCUGAGUUCAUGCAAAAAAGAACUGGACAACAUGAAGAAGGAAAUGCAAGAUUUGUGAGGCCUACUGUACAAUCCAAGAACCAUGUGUGGAAUCUUUUGUCUGUUAACUGCAUCACCCACUCAAUUUGAGUGGAACAAAACAGUGUAUGAA
Sphaeramia orbicularis (orbiculate cardinalfish) is the source of this 441-nucleotide messenger RNA. It is a transcript of the gene asdurf, whose product is annotated as ASNSD1 upstream open reading frame. The transcript is spliced from 4 exons. Bases 103 to 348 code for a protein of 81 amino acids. The record is from RefSeq and is a predicted model, not a curated record. Lineage: Eukaryota; Metazoa; Chordata; Actinopteri; Kurtiformes; Apogonidae.